AUGCCUCCUAAAUCAAGUAAAACAGUGCCUGAUGAGGAUGCUGUUGUGACCAUGAGUACAUUGACUCAGUUACUGGAUCAGCAGAAGGAAUUCUACAAAGAAAUGCUACAUAAGCAACAAGACAACUUCAAGAGCUUUAUACAGAUCAUCAUGGAUGGAAAUACAAAAAGACUGGAUGAUGUUAUCAAAGAUGUCCAUGAACUUAAAGCCAGCCUACAGUUCACCCAAGAGGAAAAAGGAGAAACUACAAUUGGGUUAGAAAGCAAGAUUCAACAAAUGCUGUCUGAGAAAUUGGGUCAAGAUGGCUCAAACAUUGAAAUUGAGAAGGCAUAUCGGCUGGGAAUGUUUCAAGGACGAAGGCCAAGAAAGAUUGUUGUCAAGCUUCUCAGGCUCAAAGACUGCCAACGUAUCCUUUCUUCAACAAGAGAGCUGAAGGGAACAAGUAUAUACAUCAACGAAGACUUUUCAGAUGCUGUGCAGCAGAGGAGAAGAGACUUGCUGCCCCAGCUGAAAGCUGCCAGAGAAAGAGGCGAAAGAGUGGACUUAAGAUUAAUGGCAAAUAACACCUCCACAGUUGGAGAGUUUGUGGCGCAGCAGCCCAGGUACCGGGUUAUCAUCGUCCAGGUCCUGGUGAUUGCUUUCUUUCUCAUCAACAUGUCACUGAUUGUGACAUUCUUUAAAAAAAAGUCUUUUCACACGAGCACUCGCUACCUCUUAUUUGCUCUGAUGCUGCUGUCAGACAGCUUCCUGUUAGUCAUGUCUGAUAUUCUGCUGGUUUUAACAGCUUUUGAGGUGGUCAUGCAAGUUUGGUUGUGUAUUAUUGUGUCUAUUGCCGUGUUCCUGUACAAUAUGGUUACGCCGAUCACUCUCACAGCAAUGACCCUGGAGCGAUAUGUGGCGAUCUGCAUGCCCCUGCGUCACGCAGAGCUGUGCUCCACUCGCAGCACGAUGCACUGCAUCCUCAUCAUUCAUGGAAUCAGCUCUAUUCCCUGCAUCGUCAUUCUUUCUAUGUUUUUUGCAUCUGUUUCUCUCAGCAUUUUUAAGCAAAACAUGGUGUGUUCAGUAGAAAUGUUCAUAUUAUACAAGUGGCACAAUGAUCUCAGGUCGGCUCUGGGUCAAUCUUUCUUUUUAAUUAUGUGCAUUGUCAUGUUUUUCUCCUAUUACAAAAUAAUGAGGGUAGCCAAAGCUGCAUCGGGGGAGAAUAAAAAGUCAACAUUAAAAGGCCUGAAAACAGUGAUCCUUCAUGGUUUCCAGCUGCUGCUUUGCCUUUUCCAGCUGUGGUGUUCCUUCAUUGAAACUGCAUCUCUCCAAGUCAGCAUCAGUUUUUUUAUCAGUGUAAGGUAUACUAACUAUAUAGUAUUUACUCUGGCUCCAAGGUGCUUGAGUCCUCUCAUUUAUGGCCUCAGAGAUGAAACCUUUUUUCUUGCUUUAAAAAAGCUUUGGGUGUCUUAA
Molecule: messenger RNA, 1452 nt
Organism: Oryzias melastigma (Indian medaka)
Lineage: Eukaryota; Metazoa; Chordata; Actinopteri; Beloniformes; Adrianichthyidae
Product: odorant receptor 131-2-like
Exons: 3
Coding region: 1-1452 (483 amino acids)
Biological process (GO): G protein-coupled receptor signaling pathway
Cellular component (GO): membrane
Molecular function (GO): G protein-coupled receptor activity
Source: RefSeq, a predicted model, not a curated record